Molecule: messenger RNA, 4195 nt
Organism: Solenopsis invicta (red fire ant)
Lineage: Eukaryota; Metazoa; Arthropoda; Insecta; Hymenoptera; Formicidae
Product: PHD finger protein 14
Exons: 14
Coding region: 238-2976 (912 amino acids)
Biological process (GO): regulation of transcription by RNA polymerase II
Source: RefSeq, a predicted model, not a curated record
CGCGUCGGCGCCGCGUCGUCGGGUGUAUGGACGCCGUUGCGGUCAGGAUCAGUGCCGGGUGACAAAACAAUUCGGUCUCCCCGCGAUCGCUCGAUAUCGACCUGCGAACUUCGACCUGCUCUCGAGGCGGCGAAUCCCCGCGGGACGCCGAACAGGCGUGAAUACGUCGCCCGAGGGAGCAGCCCAGGAAUCUUUCGUUUUAACCUCGUGUGCGGAAUUCGUGCAACGAACGAGGAAAUGUCGCAGGACGACGACGUUGGAUUCCUGUACAAAACGAUGAUUGAAAGGGACCCUAAGAAGAGAAGGGUAAAGCCGGUUGAAUCGGCGCAGCAGUCUUUGCUCGACUUCGAUCUUGGUGAGAGCUCAGAUGACAGUGAUUUUAGGAUUGAGGAUCAUUGCGAAGAGUCAGACGACGAUUCUGUGGACUCUAAUGGGAAAGAGGAAGAUGCAUCUGAAGAUUCUGACGAUUCGUUGGGAGAUCCAUUAUUAAGAGGAAAAGAUGGUACUAAUUUAACUGUGGGAGAUGUGAUUGAACAAGCUCGUCAGCAAGCUCUAAAAGGUGCUCCUCUCGAUGAUAAACUAAGUAAAGUCCUAAUUUGCUGUGGCUGCUUAGGAGAUAGGAGUGACGAUAUAAACGAGAUUGUUGAAUGCGAUGGUUGUGGAGUCAGCGUUCACGAAGGUUGUUAUGGAGUAUCUGAUGUGGAAAGUUUUUCCAGCACCGAUUCCUUGUGCCAAUCAGCGCCGUGGUUUUGUGAAGCUUGUAGCGCAGGAAUCGAAAAUCCAUCAUGUGAGCUCUGUCCUAACAAAGGUGGAAUUUUUAAAGAAACAGAUGUCGGAAAGUGGGUUCAUUUAGUAUGUGCCCUUUAUGUGCCUGGUGUUGCUUUCGGUGAAGUUGAUCGUUUAUCGAGCGUAACAUUAUUCGAAAUGGCAUACAGCAAGUGGGGUGCAAAAACAUGUUCUUUAUGUGAGGAUUCGUGUUACGCACGUACAGGUGUAUGCAUCGAAUGCGAUGCCGGAAUGUGUCAUACAUAUUUUCACGUGACUUGUGCGCAAAGAGAAGGUUUACUGUCUGAAGCACACAGUGAAGAAGUCGAUCAAGCUGAUCCAUUCUAUGCACAUUGCAAAUUGCACUCCGAUAAAUCUCUCGUUCGUAGACGUAGACGUAAUUGGCUGGCUUUACAAAUGCGCGCACAGUAUCGGCAGCAGAUGUUGAAGCAACCGAAUCAUUUAGAUUCGGACGAGCAACGUAGGAUUCAAAGAAAAUUGGCCAAACACAGACACAAGUAUUUAGCUCACAAGUCGUCGCGUCCACCACCAUGGGUACCUACGCAAAAAAUGCCACGUUUAUUAACUACAUCUGCUUCCGCUUGCCGACAAUUGGCAAAAAAGGCUGAAUUAAUGGGCGUAGAUACAGCUGCACUGGAAGCACAAGAGUCUCAGUUAGUGGCAUUGGUCGAUGUUAGGAAAAAAUGGCAUAUCGCUCCCGCUUUCAGUGUAGAAUUUAUUGGUUAUUAUUUGGAUCGUAAUUUACGCGUGACGUCAAUGAAGAGACGGCUGCAAGAACUUCUCGACAUCAACUCGCAGUUAUUGAACGAACAACAGAGACUAGACAAAAAAUAUGAUGAGGUGAUGAAGGAUAAUGAGGAACAGAUUAGAGUGAAUGUGACGCUGAAAGAAAAGAUCGAGUUGUAUCAUCAAGUACUUAAAAGUGCCGGUUUCGUGAAGCCUCUGCCAUCAAUCACCGAUUUGGUGAAACCAAGAAUAGCACCCACGCUUGGUACAGGAUUAGGCGUGCCUACGGCUGCUGCCUUGAAAAUGGGUGUUGGAUUUCCGCUCCUCGUAGGUAAAGGUGCCGAAGGUAUACGCGAAGGUAGAGUGUUGAGCAGUCAAGCGCAAGAACAAAAUCACAAAAGCGAGCUGACAACUUUGCGACAUCAAUGCGGCAUUUGUAGACGAUCGACUAAUCAACAUCUUCUUGCUAAAUGCGACACGUGCCAUUUGCACUAUCACCUAUCUUGUUUGAGUCCGCCUUUGACGCGGAUGCCUAAGAAAACAAGACAGAUGGGAUGGCAAUGUUCCGAAUGCGAUAAGGAAUCCUCGGGAUCAGAAGUGGAACGUGUGGAUACUUCAGCACCACGCAAACUGAGGCAUUGUAAGGAUGAGGCUAACUCGACACCUACACCGCUGCAGGAAGUGCAAGCAACUAUCAUACCAAGCACGCCUACUACAUCCAAAAAUUCUACCAGUAAUGUAUCGAACGUUACUCCUGACACACAUACAACAACACCAAAGCUAACUAUUAAACCAAUGGGACCUCAACCGUCAUCCGUAGAACUUACACAAGAAUCGGUGUACAAUCAGCAAUCUGUUAAUAAUAUCACCAUAAGAGAAGGAUCACCAGAAUAUAUGGUAGCUUCAGCGGAUGGAACGGAAGUGGUUUCUCAAAGAAGUGGAAAAAAAAGAAGAAGGGAAAAGCAUAAAAGAUAUUCCCCGGAUCCGAUAACUGGGAUCAAACAGAGAAAAAGAAAGCAUAAAAGAAAAAGUUUAGAUAUAGAGAAUCCAGAAGUUCAAAGCCAUCCAGAGAUUCACAGAAGGAUCACAAUAAAAAUAAAGCCGAUUCGUCGACCGGAAGGACACACAGACUCGGAAUCAAGCCCGCAAAUGUUCGUAGCAUCAUCAAGCACUGAAAUUACAUUGCCACCGCCACCUGUACCACCUCCGGCUACAAAUGUGCCUCCCGUGAAUGUAUCCGUGAAUAGCAGUAGUCGACUGUCGACGGGAACGAAGAGAGGGAAAGAUACGGACCUUAUGACGCAGUGUAAUGUCUGUGAUACUUCCGGCACCAAUCAAAAUCUCGUUAUGUGCGACGAAUGUAAGAAAUGCUAUCACUUUACGUGCUUAGAUCCUCCAGUGAAAAAAUCUCCAAAAAGGAGAGGCUAUUCGUGGCACUGUGCCGACUGCGAUCCUAGUGAAUAAACUGUUUUCAAUCCUUGGUACUAACUUAGUAUCGCAGCGAAUCACACAGGAAUAAUGAUUAAUUACCUGGUACAUCCGCAUCUCUUCCAUCUCCCGGUUUCGACGUCUGCCGGACAUCCAACAAUUUUAUAGUCAUACCAUCCAACUUGGUUUUUAACGGGUACAAUCCUACAAGAGCACGUUGCAGAUCGUAAACAUUCUUCGCCGUCAUCUCAUCCCAUUUCACUAAAGAGAUCUUUGAUGUAAUUUUAGGUGCUACAAAGUAUAAUCAUCAAGAAAAAAAUUAAUGAAUAAUUUGAAUAGUUGAAACAUUGAUGUAUCUUGGCUGUGUUUCGAUAUAUAUCAGUACUGAAAAUCUAUAGUAUAUGUUAUCUAUGUUAUAAAUUUUUAGUACUGGUAGUGUAUUGGAAUGGAGCUUCUGUUACUUAGCAAAAAAAACAUUACCAUAUGUUAUGCCUGAUUUUUCCUGAGAUUUCGAGGAAGAUAAUACUUGUGGCAAUUUUCCUAUCACAUCAAUCAAAACAUUCGCACCCAGCUUUGCUAAUUUCAUAUCCAAUUCUGGUCGAGUUUCAUCUGCAUGAAUAUCAACCUUUUCCUGUGUUACUAUGUCUCCAGUAUCAAACCUGCAGUAAUAUAGAGAGUUAUUGAAGAAUUGUUUGUCGAUUUAAAUGGUGCAGUCCAGAUAAUAUUAAGAUUGGUUUGUUCGCGUUGCUUGAAAAAUUUUUGCAUUUAUGAAAUAAAUAUAUAUUCAGGCGUUGGAGGGAGAGAGAGAGAGAAAGGAAAAAUGUUGAGUACAAGCAACAUGAACAGACUAUAAUAUCCUUCAACUGAUAAAAAUGACUCUUGACAUUCAUUUAUCAAAGAGUUGAAGAGAGAAAUGUAAAAUAUGUAUAAUAUAUUUGAUAAAAUCUUGUGUUAGAAAGAAAUCUUUAUAUUGUAUACUCUGGCACUUCAUCUAUCAGCUGAAACAUAUUUUUUAUAAACAUUUUUUAAAAAGCUUUACUUUUCUGCCACUUUUAUGACUGUAAUUCCUGUCUGCGUGUCUCCUUUAAUUAAGGAAUAAAUUGUUGGAGCUGCUCCUCUCCAUCGUGGCAAUAUACUACCAUGAAUAUUUAACAUACCACUGUGACAGAAGAUAGAUACAUUAUUCAUGUAUUAUAACAAUCUAUGUUUAUAGACUGGACAUGUUAGAGAUAAAUAAAAUGACUUACAGUGGAAA